Messenger RNA from Cebus imitator (Panamanian white-faced capuchin), 1598 nucleotides. It is a transcript of the gene PLEK2, whose product is annotated as pleckstrin 2. Gene Ontology annotation, cellular component: plasma membrane. Lineage: Eukaryota; Metazoa; Chordata; Mammalia; Primates; Cebidae. The coding region runs from base 179 to 1240 and encodes 353 amino acids. The record is from RefSeq and is a predicted model, not a curated record. The transcript has 9 exons. Gene Ontology annotation, biological process: intracellular signal transduction; actin cytoskeleton organization.
UCUGACUUCCUGCCCCGGGGCCUCAGGCUUUGGACACGCGCCAGGGAGGCGUCGCCCGGCCGCGUCGGAGCCGCUUCCUGGGCGCCGUGGGCGCGGGCUGCGCCGGCUGCGCGGUUGCAGAGAAGCGCGAGGCGCGGGCACUGCGCACCUGGGGUGGCCCUGGCGCGUGGGCGGCGACAUGGAGGACGGAGUGCUCAAGGAGGGCUUCCUGGUCAAGAGGGGCCACAUUGUCCACAACUGGAAGGCGCGAUGGUUCAUCCUUCGGCAGAACACGCUGGUGUACUACAAGCUUGAGGGGGGUCGGAGAGUGAACCCUCCCAAGGGCCGGAUCCUCCUGGAUGGCUGCACCAUCACCUGCCCCUGCCUGGACUAUGAAAACCGACCACUCCUCAUUAAGCUGAAGACUCAAACGUCCACAGAGUACUUCCUGGAGGCCAGUUCUCGAGAGGAGCGGGACGCCUGGGCCUUUGAGAUAACCGGGGCUAUUCAUGCAGGGCAGCCGGGGAAGGUCCAGCAGCUGCACAGCCUGAGAAACUCCUUCAAGCUGCCCCCACACAUCAGCUUGCAUCAAAUUGUGGACAAGAUGCACAACAGCAGCAGCGGAAUCCGUUCAAGCCCCAACAUGGAGCAGGGAAGCACCUACAAAAAGACCUUCCUUGGUUCCUCCCUGGUGGACUGGCUUAUUUCCAACAGCUUUGCGGCCAGCCGUCUGGAGGGGGUGACCCUGGCCUCCAUGCUCAUGGAGGAGAACUUCCUCAGCCCGGUGGGUGUCCGGAGCAUGGGAGCCAUUCGCUCUGGGGACCUGGCCGAGCAGUUCUUGGAUGACUCCACGGCCCUGUAUACUUUCGCUGAGAGCUACAAAAAGAAGAUAAGCCCUAAGGAAGAAAUCAGCCUGAGCACUGUGGAGCUAAGUGGCAUGGUGGUGAAACAAGGCUACCUGGCCAAGCAGGGGCACAAGAGGAAAAACUGGAAGGUUCGUCGCUUUGUUCUGAGGAAGGAUCCAGCUUUCCUGCAUUACUACGACCCUUCCAAAGAAGAGAACAGGCCAGUGGGUGGGUUUUCUCUGCGUGGUUCACUUGUGUCUGCUCUGGAGGAUAAUGGCGUUCCCACUGGGGUUAAAGGGAAUGUCCAGGGAAACCUCUUCAAAGUGAUUACUAAGGAUGACAAACACUAUUACAUUCAGGCCAGCAGCAAGGUUGAGCGAGUCGAGUGGAUUGAAGCUAUCAAAAAACUAACAUGACAAGGACCUGAGGGAACCAGGAUUCUUCCCUCCUACCAGAUGACACAGACAGGAUUUCCUGGAGAAUGGGAGUGUGUUUUAAGACUUUUGACUUCUUUGUACGUUUUUUACUUCUUUGGAGGGUGAAUGCUGAAGAGUUCCUCAGAUUACAAACAGCAGUGGUACCAUUUCCUUCCCCAUCUUUACGUUACCAACCUGGAAAGGCUAGAACAGCCGUUAGGUGUCAGCAUCUUGAGUUUUGCCCAGCAUCACAAACGGCCAUUCCCUUGGGCACUAAAAUAGGUUCUCUUUGUUGGAACAAUUACAUUGGCCAUGCCAUAAUGCUGAAUAAAACUCUUCUUAUGCAGUUCUCUCUUAA